Messenger RNA from Chinchilla lanigera (long-tailed chinchilla), 731 nucleotides. It is a transcript of the gene Dmac1, whose product is annotated as transmembrane protein 261. Lineage: Eukaryota; Metazoa; Chordata; Mammalia; Rodentia; Chinchillidae. The coding region runs from base 1 to 576 and encodes 191 amino acids. The record is from RefSeq and is a predicted model, not a curated record. The transcript has 3 exons.
AUGGCCAUGGUGAUUACGCAAGCGUGUGCUGAAGAAAGGAACUAUCAGAGCAAAGGCACUGAAGCAGCAGAUUACAGCGCUAGCAAUUCCUCUUUCGAGGCACGUGAAAACUACAUUUCCCGGCAGUCCUCGGGCUUUUUCUGGCGCAACGCGCUGGCGCUCUGCUUUCCGGCUGCUUUUACGUUAGGUCCAAACGAAGGCGCUUACGGCUGGGCCGAGAUCCGGAAUAUGGGGUCUUCUUUUACCCGGCCACUUGAGUAUUCAGAUCCCUUCAAGCUCCCUGUCCCUCGUGAAGGCGCACACCCCGCCAGCCCCGCGGCCCCAGAUGCUUCGGAAGCGCCGUCCUCUCCGGCGCAAACCCCGUUAUUUAAAAACUGCUGGAGCUGUCGCCUGCUGUCCGGGACGGGGCUGCUAGGGGCGGGCGCUUACGUGUACUUAGUGGCGCGGAGGCCCAUGAAGCUGGGAUACGCCCCGGGCCCGUGGGCUAUUGCAAAAAUGACCAUCGGCAUCAGCAUUGCCUGUUGGGGUAUAGUUAUCCUCACAGACCCCAAAGGGAAGGGCUACCGUGUUGCUUGAAGUAUUACCAGUGAGUUCCUGACCUGUCCCUGGCCCACUGACAAGCAUGAAGUUUAUGAAUGUUCUGGGCAGACACAGAUAUGGAUAAACUUCACUAUUUUGGAUGCUGCAAGACUGAAAGGACAUUAAAAACAUUGAUUGUCAUUCUUUGCCUG